CCCCUAGUCCAGGACCUGGUCAAAGUCCAGGAAGGUCCAGGCUCACAAUGGAUAGAAUGGAGACUGUUAAACCGCCCAAAAAGGACCGAGAGUGUUACCAGGUAAAUUCAAAGACAUUCAAAACUACAUAUGCUGUGGGAUGUGCCGCUUGGCCCUAUUCAUAGAACGAUGGCUUUUGCCGAUAUGAUUCAUAGGUUGAUCCUACAAUCGAUUAUUCUUCUCAUUACCCGCCUUCAGCUCCAGCAUACAGUGUAGCCAAGGACUCAUAGGGCUAUUGGGCUACUAUUAUUAUCCAUUUCUAAGCUUUUCGACCCCUGGACGACAGUAAAUCUCCUUGCGUGUUAUGCACCGCCCCGUCCCAAUCAGGUAGUAUUCACAUAUCCAGAUACGGCACGGCAUCCUAGCGCUGCUGGCUGCUACAGUCCUACUACGAAAAAGGAUUCGACCUUCAGGAACCCCAGUCCCCGGUUAUUCCCUUUUAUCGCCGGCAAAUGACACCCCCCAAGGAAGAUGCCUUUAUUAUUAACAUAGAACCGCCCCCGUCCCAAUUUCACUCAGCAAAAAUCGCUGAAAUCGCAAAACACGACGUCCUCCAUGGACGGGACGCCGUUAUGGAUCAUCAUUCACUUGGGGACACUGAGAGCACCGCCAGCUCGAAAACAAAAGCGGUGAUUACAGAGGAAGAGCAAAAGCAGCCUUCUGAAAUACCAUUGUGGUUACAAACCCAAGUUGCCAAGAUCCGCACGAGCCGGACGCGCCAGGCCAUUCUAGCAUUUUUCUUCAUUGUUGCCGCCGUACUUCUCGCGGUUUUGAUAUGGCUAGAAACGAGUGGUCACUUCCACGAAGUUUUCAAGAAAACCGUUCCCUUAGAAUUAUCUCAGGGAAACUACCUUGGCGAAAUUGUGCCGGCGAGCGCAAGAUAUCCCCGUAGCGUCCAAGCAUUCCGCGGAAUACCAUACGCACAGUCGACCGCUGGCGAUAACCGCUUCAGACUUCCCCAGCCAUUGAACGGCACAGUAGACCGUAGCAAGGCGCAACGCGCUACCAGCUUUGGUCAUGUCUGUCCCCAGGGUGGCGGUGGAAAGAAUCAGGGCGAGGAUUGUCUGGUUUUCAAUCUCUAUAGACCUCAUUACAAAAAUGACUCAAACACUACUGCUGCCGAGGUAUCCAGGUUUGGCAAGCUGCCAAUACUUAUCUACGUCCACGGCGGUGGGUUCAACGGUGGAAGUGGCGCUGAACGGAACAUGAUGAGUUUUGUAUCAUGGUCGGAGACGCCUAUCAUUGGAAUGAGCUUUAACUACCGGCUUGGUGCCUUGGGUUUCCUGCCCAGCGCAGCGGCCCAGAAGGCUGGUCUGUUAAAUCUGGGAUUAAAGGAUCAACAGGCGUUCUUCAAAUGGGUGCAGGAUAACGCAGCUGACUUUGGCGGUGAUCCUAAGAACGUUACAAUAAUGGGAUUAAGUGCUGGUGCUCAUUCGGUUGGACACCAUCUGAUAUCGUACUCUCCCGCAAACAAACUAACUUCAUCGCCUCCACCUUUUCAAAAAGCUAUCAUCGAAUCCGGUGGCUCAUUAGCUCGGGCUACCUUCGUACCUACUCAUCCACUUCACGAACAGCAAUUCCAAGAAUUUCUAACAGCAGCCGGACUUAAUGACACCGCUGAAGACAAGCUCUUCGAUGAACUCCGCGCUCUUCCUUUAAACAAGAUUGCUAAUGCCUCUAAUGUCGUAUGGAAACGUUGGGAUGCCAGUUUACGUUGGCCCUUUCAACCUGUCAUUGACGGACCGGGAGGAAUAAUCCCAGAUUUACCUUCCCAGUCCUGGCGGAAAGGAAAUGUCCUACGCAUCCCGAUCCUAACGGGUUUCAAUACGAAUGAAGGUGCCGUGUUCGUCCCGACGCAUGCGAACAAUGCGUCAGCAAUGGACAACCUUAUGUCUUCUAUCAUCCCAGCCCUUAACAAAACAGAUUUGAGUACUCUCAACACAAUGUACCCAGACCCUACUACUACUGUAGGGGAGAAGCUGUACGUCUAUCAACCGCCCUCUGGCUUUGGGACACAAUUCUGGAGGUUAGACGAUUCAUAUGCGCACUAUGCGUAUAUAUGCCCAGUACUCCAGGCAGCAGAUAUGGCUUCGAAUGCCAAUGAAUCCCAGCCUGUUUAUACUUACCAUUACGCCGCUCGAUCAAACGCCCACGGUGGUGCGGAUCACGGCGACGAGGCGCCUGUCGUAACACACGACAUGGACGUUAUCGGUAACUACCCUGGCGUCCUCGCGAUGGCAGACGCUAUGAAUGGAUACUGGGCUCGGUUCGCAGCUACCGGUGAUCCGAACCCCAAAGCAGGCGCUAGCAGCAAUGUCACAACCGUCACAUGGGCUAAGUUCAUCAGCCCAUUCGAGAACACUACAGCAACUGCCGAGACCGCGAAGACGGUCGCGCUGUUUGGUGAGGGCAACGACGAGCGCAUGGGUGCACGCGGACGUCAGAACAAGGGCGUCGCGGUGCAGGCGAGCAAUUUGACCGACCGAGUCAGGACGGAGUGCCGCUUCUGGUUUGAUCGGGUCACACUGAGCGAGGGUUGGGGUAAUGGAAGUACCUCAAUUGGUACGGAGAGUGCGAAGGCUUAGGCGAAGUUAUAGACCCGUUGUCUCCAUUCGGAAAAGAAGGGAUGGAAGGAUGGUAAUCGUUGAAUUUGUACAAAGAAGCAUCGCGGAUUCGCAUGCAAGUUGAGAUACCCUGUUAUUUUGAGCGAGGUCAGCAUUGAACGGGUCGGAACGACACGAAAGCAUGAGCAAGGCGUUUUGGGCGGCGAGCAUAUUUGUCUGUUCAAUUAGAGAAUAGAUCCCUUCAUCGCCAGAUGGAGGGCUGUAUAUGAAUGCAUACUUGAUACAUACUAUGUCGAUACGUCCUGGCGAUGUGUCUUCCUG
This is a messenger RNA of Annulohypoxylon truncatum, 2924 nucleotides long. RefSeq names its product alpha/beta-hydrolase. The transcript is spliced from 3 exons. Lineage: Eukaryota; Fungi; Ascomycota; Sordariomycetes; Xylariales; Hypoxylaceae. The coding region runs from base 492 to 2624 and encodes 710 amino acids. The record is from RefSeq and is a predicted model, not a curated record.